AGAGUACUAGGCGUACAUCUCCUGGUCAUCUGCCUAUGAAGUCGAAGUCCGUUGCUAGUUAUCGAUGUUUAUUUAUUCAUUUAAGAUUAAGACACGUAAUAAAGUGCUAUUAUACUCUAUUUCGUUAAUACAUUAUUUCGGGUACUCACCUGUGACGUCUAAUGUAUAUGCGGAACUUGAUCCUGGCGCACAUAUAGAAUGCAUUCCGUUACCUUUUCUAAACCGGGUGUGACAUAUAUUGCACUUCACUUUCCGUAUUUAUCUUUUUUAACAAACUAAGGACAGUCUCAAUGUAUAAAACUUUGCACAGUUACCAACAGCAAAAAUUUGGUAAUGAAACCGAGGGAGCAUCGUGGGGACGAAACUCUCUCUUAUUCCAUUAAACACUUUUCUCUUUCAUAGUAAUUCUCCAUAGUAAUUCUGCCAUGUCAGCAAAAUUUAAUGACUUAUGAAACCCCAUUGCAAGUGAUGGCUGGAAGGCACGGUGGGAGGUGAGCAAGUGACGCACCGACACAAAAGCUGUUGGAUGGGCAUCGGCAUCUGGACUCGUAGCGGAGGAGGAAGAACGCCGAAUAAGAGAUGGGCCUUGCCGGGGCAGGGGACCGUGGAUAUCGUCAGGUUAAGAGGCAGGCGAUUGGGUCCUUGUGUAGAUGUGUCCGUUUAAAAUGAAUAAUAUGUUCAAAGCUUUAUUAACUUUUUUGACGGUGAAAGCAUCGUUAUCUGUCCAGAGAGAGGACUAGUGGCAGUGGGUAGUGGAGUAGGCCUAGAAUCUAACCAUCGAGCACCCAGAUAGAUUAAGAUUUAACCACGGAGUGGGUGGGUGCUUGGGAUCGCAACACAACAGUUACAUUAUCGGUCACGAUAAGGUUCAUUUUAUACAUGCACACCACGGCACUAGGUUAGCAGAGCACGCCACGAGCGAAGAAGCCGUCAGCUGCGCCUAGGCGAGGCGGCGAUCCGGCCAUGGCGACCGGCGGCGGCGUACCGAACGUCCACAGCAACACCGACAGCAGCAACAAGACGCUGCUCAAGAGCCAAGCCCUGUACAAGUACGUCCUGGACACGACGGUGCUGCCGAACGAGCCGGAGUGCCUGCGCGAGCUGCGCCUCCUCACCGACAAGCACGAGCGGAGGAACAUGGCGACGCCCCCGGACGAGGCGCAGCUGCUGGGGAUGCUGAUCAGGCUGAUGGGCGCCAGGAACACCAUCGAGGUGGGCGUGUUCACCGGUUGCUCGCUCCUCGCCACCGCCCUCGCGCUCCCCGACGACGGCAAGGUCGUCGCCAUCGACGUGAACCGCGAGUACUACGAGCUCGGCCGGCCCUUCCUCGAGAAGGCCGGCGUCGCGCACAAGGUGGACUUCCGCGAGGGCCCCGCGCUGGACCACCUCGACGCGCUCCUCGCCGACGCGCGCAACGUGGGCGCGUUCGACUUCGCGUUCGUGGACGCGGACAAGCCCAGCUACGCGCUGUACCACGAGCGGCUGCUCCGCCUGGUGCGCGUCGGCGGCGCCGUUGUGUACGACAACACGCUGUGGGACGGCACGGUGGCGCUGCCGCACGACGCGCCCCUGUCGGACCACGAUCGGCGGAUCUCGGCCGCCAUGCGGGACCUAAACGCCAGGCUCUCCGCCGACGAGCGCGUCGAGGUGUGCCAGCUCACCGUCGCCGACGGCGUCACCAUCUGCCGCCGCGUCGUGUGACGGCCGGCCGGCUCCGGCGGCGACCGCGCGCGGGCGGCAGGUUCAGUAAGAUUUCGGUCGGUCUUGCUAAUCGCGGGCGUCAGAUGUUGGCCCUCGUAGCUGUGGUGCCUGAACUCUGAACUCGAAUAACAACAUCCCCUUGAUCAUUUGCAAUAGCAUGUUGUUCAGUUGCACACUA
This is a messenger RNA of Panicum hallii, 1879 nucleotides long. Its product is annotated as tricin synthase 1-like. NCBI's taxonomy places the organism in Eukaryota, Viridiplantae, Streptophyta, Magnoliopsida, Poales, Poaceae. Gene Ontology annotation, molecular function: S-adenosylmethionine-dependent methyltransferase activity; O-methyltransferase activity. The transcript is spliced from 3 exons. Bases 964 to 1701 code for a protein of 245 amino acids. The record is from RefSeq and is a predicted model, not a curated record.